UGGGCUCAGCAGCACCCGAAGGCUAGUGCUGGGGGCCCUUGGGGGAGGGGCCCCUCUGGCGCUGUUCUGAAACUUCUGAGGAUGCCAGCACUGCGCAUCUGACUGCAUCUGGCCCCGGAGCCACGGACAGAUGGGAUAACCAGCCCACCAGGAAAAGCGGGCUGCAGGACUAGGGGGUGGUGCUCCGGGGAGCCGGCUGGGUGGUGUCCACUUUUAAAAUGUACCUCGUGCCCGUUGCCGGGGGUGAAUGCCCCCUGGCUGCCCCAUCAUGUCGGUGGAGGACGUGGAACAGAGACCUGGGCACCCGGGUGGUGAGCAGAGGGCCCGGGGCCUCCCACCCACCCGGAGCUGGCAGGGAGCAGCCCCCGGCAGGCUGAGAGCCGUGGGCGGGGGCGUGCCUGACAGCACUGUGUUGGCUGGAGGUGUUUAUUAACCUUGAGCCCAAGCUCUAAGGUCGGGCCUCGGUCCCUGAGCCUGUGCGUGCAUACACACGCACGCACGUCUGUCAGCCCUGUCCCUCCUGGGCCCGGCUAUUUCCACAUCUGGGUGUGAUCUCUGCCGACUCCCUCUGGCUCUGGGCGUGUGAGUGUGACAAGUCCAAACCUUCUCUGAGAGUUGGGCAGGCUCGGGCGCCCCGCCCUCUGGGCUGUGCCCUUUCCUCCCAAACUGGUUGUGCAGGAGCUGCCGUGAGUGGGGUGUGGGCAAGCGUGGGUGCAUGCGCACAGCCCCGGCUGCUCGCCCGCCUCACCUGCAGGGAGGGGCCGCACAAAAUCCGCCCGCCCAGUGCCCGGCCUCCUCACCUCGCCAGAGCCCAGCUGAGCAGCCAGCGAGGACUCGCACCUGCUGCCUGCCACCCGCCUGCCAUCGCCGGCCAAGCCCAGCCCGAGCCCGCACCUGCCUUCACGACCAUGUUCAAGGGGCUGAGCAAAGGCUCCCAGGGGAAGGGGUCCCCCAACAAGCACAGCCGGCCAAAGCCGACCAGGUGGAGAGGGACAUCCUGGAGACCCAGAAGAAGCUGCAGCAGGACCGGCAGCAUAGCGAACAGGGCCAGGCCCUGCAGCACCGGGAGGAGGCGGGCCGUAGCCUGAAGGAGGCCGAGGAGCUGCUGAAGGACCUCUUCCUGGAUGUGGACAAGGCCCGGCGGCUCAAGCACCUGCAGGCCGAGGAGAUCGAGAAGGACAUCAAGCAGCUGCACAAGCGGGUGACCCAGGAGUGUUCCGAGUACCGCGCCCUGUAUGAGAGGAUGGUGCUGCCGCCUGACGUGGGGCCCAGGGUCGACUGGGCACGGGUGCUGGAGCAGAAGCAGAAGCAGGUCUGUGAGGGCCAGUACGGGCCGGGCAUGGCGGAGCUGGAGCAGCAGGUCGCCGAGCACAACAUCCUGAAGAAGGAGAUCGAGGCCUAUGGGCAGCAGCUGCGGAGCCUCAUAGGGCCGGACGCGGCCACCAUCCAGAGCCAAUACCAGGAUCUCCUGAAGGCAGCCUCGUGGCGAGGGCAGAGCCUAGGCAGCCUGUACACGCACCUGCAGGGCUGCACGCGCCAGCUGAGCGCCCUGGCCCAACAGCAGCAGCGCAUCCUGCAGCAGGACUGGAGCGACCUCAUGGCAGACCCCGUGGGCGUGCGGAGGGAGUACGAGCACUUCAGGCAGCACGAGCUGCUGAGCCAGGAGCAGUGCGUGAACCAGCUGGAGUAUGAGGGGGAGCACAUGGUGGAGCUCGGGCACCCGGCCGUGGGGCCCAUCCGGGCCCACCAGGAGGCCCUGAAGUUGGAGUGGCAGAACUUCCUGAACCUGUGCAUCUGCCAGGAGAGCCAGCUGCAGCACGUGGAGGAUUACAGCCGGUUCCAGGAAGAGGCCGACUCUGUCAGCCAGACCCUGGCAAAGCUCAACUCCAGCCUGGACACCCAGUACAGCCCUGCCCCGGGGGGCCCACCUGGCGCCCCAACAGAGCUGCUGCAGCUGGAGGCAGAGGAGAAGCAGCUGGCUGUGGCCGAAAAGACUGUUGGGGACCUGCAGCUGCGGAGCCGGGAGGUGGCCCCUCUGCCGCAGCGCAGGAACCCACCCCAGCAGGCCCUGCACGUGAACAGCAUCUGUGACUGGGACACGGGAGAAGUGCAGCUGCUGCAGGGUGAGCAAUAUACGCUGAUAGACAACACUGACUCGCACACCUGGGUGGUCCAGGGCCCGGCAGGCGAGACCAAACGUGCCCCAGCCGCCUGCUUCUGCAUCCCAGCUCCGGACCCUGAAGCCGUGGCCAGGGCCUCCAGGCUGGCCUCGGAGCUACAGGCCCUGAAGCAGAAACUGGCCACAGUCCAGAGCCGCCUGAAGGCCGGUGCUGCGGAGCCCUUACGGCCUAGCCAGAAGGCUCCAACCAGCUCAGCCCCAGCUGACCCACAGGCCCAGAAGCUCCUGACACAGAUGACCCGGCUGGAGGAGGACCUGGGGCAGAUAGAGAAGCAGGUGCUGACCUGGAUCCGGGCCCCGCUGAGCCGCACCACACCACUGGAGGACCUGGAGGGCCGCAUCCAAAGCCACAAGGGCAUGGCCCAGCGGCUGCAGAGCCUGGGAGCAGAGAAGGCGGCAGCCCAGCAGGAGUGUGAGGCGUUUCUGUCGGGGCAGCCUGCGGGCCCCGCCGCCCUGCACCUACCCGUGGCCCUCAGCAACAUCAAGAACAAGUACAGUGAUGUGCAGGUUCUCUGCAGACUCUACGGGGAGAAAGCCAAGGCUGCCCUGGGUCUGGAGCGGCAGAUCCGGGAUGCGGACAGGGUCGUCCGAGGCUUCGAGUCCACCCUGGUGCAGGAGGGCCCCAUCCCUGUAGGCCCAGGCGCGCUGCAGGAGAGGGUCAGCGAGCUGCAGCGCCAGCGGAGGGAGCUGCUGGAGCAGCAGGCCUGCGUGCUGGGGCUGCACCGCCCGCUGAAGGCCGCCGAGCACACGUGCGGCGCGCUGCACAGCAAUUUCCACGAGUUCUGCCAAGACCUGCCGCGCCAGCAGCGCCAGGUGCGGGCCCUCACGGACCGCUACCACUCCGUGGGUGACCAGCUGGACCUGCGGGAGAAGAUGGUGCAGGACGCUGACCUCACCUACCAGCAGUUCAAGAGCUGCAGGGACAACCUGAACUCCUGGCUCGAGCACCUGCCCCGCAACGAGGUGCGGCCCAGAGACGGGCCCAACCAGAUUGCCUACAAGCUGCAGGUGCAGAAGAGGCUGCUGCAGGAGAUCCAGGGCCGAGAGCAGGACAGGGCCAAGGCAUCCCGCCUCUCCCAGCACCUGCAGGCGGCCCUCCAGGACUAUGAGCUGCAGGCAGACACCUACCGCUGCUCCCUGGAGCCCACCCAGGCGGAGGCGGCGCCCGAGAGACCCCGAGUGGCUCCCCUGCAGGAGGCCAUCCAGGCCCAGGAGAAGGACCUGAUGAAGGCCUACGCUGAGACUGCAGCUGCGCACCAGCAGCAACUGCACCAGCUGGAGUUUGCCGGAAAGAUUCUGGAGAAGAAGGAGCUCAGUGAGGACAUCCAGGUGACCCAUGACACACGGCAGGGGUCCGAGAGCCCAGCCCGAGCCCGGAGGGAGUCAGAGGCCCUGAAGUCCCAGCUGGAGGAGGAGAGGAAGCGGGUGGCCCAGGUGCAGCGCGAGCUAGAGGAGCAAAGGAGCCAGCUGCUGCAGCUGAAGACCCAGCGGCCCUUGGAGAAACUGGAGGAGAAGGAAGUGGUGGAGUUCUCCCGGGACCCCCAGCUGGAGAGCACCCUGUCCAGGGCAAAGUCCCAGGUGGAGGACGAGGGCAAGAAGCGGGCUGGCCUGCAGGCAGAUCUGGAGGCGGCGGCCCAGAAGGUCGUGCAGCUAGAGAACCAGAGGAAGGCCACGCAGCCUCACCUGCUGACCAAGGAGGUCACCCAGAUCGAGAGGGACCCUGGCCUGGACGGCCAGGCGGCCCAGCUCAGCAGCGAGAUCCAGCUCCUGCGGGGGGAGAACACCGCCGUCUUGGCCCAACUGGAGGCGCUGAAGACGGAGCUGCUGGCCCUUGAGCAGAAAGAGGCGAACGUGAAGGAGAAGGUCGUGGUGAAAGAAGUGGUCAAGGUGGAGAAGGACCUGGAAAUGGUCAAGGCAGCCCAGGCCCUGAGGCUGCAGAUGCAGGAGGACGCGGCGCAGAGGAAGGGGGUGGAGGCAGCCGUGGCCGGGCUGCAGGCUCGCAUCGCGGAGCUGGAGCAGGCGAUCCGCGCCGUGCAGCCGAAGGUGAUCGUGAAGGAGGUGAAGAGGGUGGAGCAGAACCCAGGCCUCCUCCGAGAGGCGUCCAGGCUGAGGAGCCUCCUGGAGGCGGAGAGGCAGGAGAACGAGGCGCUGGCCGGGGAGCUGAAGGAGCUGCGCGGCAAGCACAGCGCGGAGGAGAAGCAGAAGCCCAGGGUGGACCUGCAGGAGCGUGUCCACGAGAUCUUCCAGGUGGAUCCGGAGACGGAGCGGGAGAUGGCGCGGCUCAGGGCCGAGCUGCAGGAGACCGCCCGCAAGAGGAGCGGCGUGGAGGAGGCGGCGGCGCAGCUGCUGCCCGAGCUGGCGGCCCUGCGGGCGCAGAAGCCCGUGGUGGAGUACAAGCAGGUGACGCAGGAGGUGGUGAGGCAUGAGAGGAACCCGGAGGUGCUGCGGCAGAUGGACCACCUGAAGGCCCAGCUCAACGAGCUGGUCAACGGCAGCGGGCGGGCCCAGGAGCAGCUCAUCCGGCUGCAGGGGGAGCGCGACGAGUGGAGACGGGAGCGCUCCAAGGUGGAGACCAAGACGGUGAACAAGGAGGUGGUGCGCCACGAGAAGGACCCGGUCCUGGAGCAGGAGGCCGAGCGGCUGCACCGGGAGGUGCGGGAAGCGGCCCAGAAGCGACGGGCGGCCGAGGACGUGGUCUACGAGCUGCAGAACAAGUACCUGCUGCUGGAGAGGAGGCGGCCCGAGGAGAAGGUGGUGGUGCAGGAGGUGGUGGUCACCCGGAGGGACCCGAAGCUCCGCGAGGAGCACGGCCGGCUGAGCCGGAGCCUGGACGAGGAGGCAGGCCGGCGGCGGCAGCUGGAGCGGGAGGUGCAGCAGCUGCGGGCCGCCGUGCAGGAGGACGAGGGCCUGCUCAGCUUCCCGGAGGAACGCGGCAAGAAGCUGGCUGUGGAGCGGGAGCUGCGGCAGCUGACCCUGAGGGUCCAGGAGCUGGAGAAGCGGCCUCCUGCAGUGCAGGAGGUCAUCGUGGAGGAGGUGGUCCAGCUGGAGAAGGACCCGGAUCUGGAGAAGUCGGCGGAAGGCCAGCGGCGGGACCUGGACCAGGAGAAGACCCAGGUGACCGAGUUGCGUCGGGAGUGCGAGAACCUGCAGGUGCAGAUCGACGUGCUCCAGAAAACCAAACUGCAGGAGAAGACCAUCUACAAGGAAGUGAUCAGGGUGGAGAAGGACCCGGUCCUGGAGGGAGAGCGUUCCCGGGUGUGGGAGAUGCUCAACAGGGAGCGCGCAACCCGACAGAGCCGGGAGGAGGCGGCGAGGCGCCUGCGGGAGCAGAUAGACCGGGCGGAGGCGCAGAGGAGGACCUGGUCGCGGGAGGAAGCCGAGCUCCAGAAGGCCCGGGACCAGAGGAGCCAGGAGUGCAGGCAGCUGCAGGAGGAGCUGCAGGAGCUGGAGAGGCAGAAGCAGCAGAAGGUGCUGAGCCUGCAGGAGGAGUCGAAGCUGCUCAGCCGGAAGACAGAGCGCGAGCGGCAGGAGGCAGCCCAGCGGGGCCAGGAGCUCUCGCAGCUCGAGACGGCCAUCCUCCACGAGAAGGACCAGAUCUACGAGAAGGAGAGGACCCUCUGGGACCUCCACACCAAGGUGAGCCGGGAGGAGCUCAACCAGGAGACCCAGACGCGAGAGACCAACCUCUCCACCAAGAUCUCCAUCUUGGAGCCCGAGAUGGGGAAGGGCCUGUCCCCGUACAAGGCCUACAAGAGGGGCAUCAUCGACCGAGGCCAGUACCUCCAGCUGCAGGAGCUCGAGUGUGACUGGGAGGAGGUCACCACCUCGGGUCCCCAUGGGGAGGAAUCUGUGCUCCUGGACCGUGAGAGCGGGAAGCAGUACUCCAUCGAGGCCGCCCUGCGCUGCCGGCGCAUCUCCAAGGAGGAGUACCACCUCUACAGGGACGGCCACCUCCCCAUCAGCGAGUUCGCCCUGCUCGUGGCCGGGGAGACCAAGCCCUGCUCCUCCCUCUCCAUCGGCACCAUCAUCUCCAGGUCCCCGCUGGCCUCCCCGGCCGCCCAGAGCACCAGAUUCUUCUCUCCUGGCUCCUCUCUCGGCUUCUCUCUCAGGCUCAGCGAGGACAGCUUCCCCAUCGCCGGCGUCUACGACACAACCACGGACAACAAGGUCACCAUCAAGACGGCCGUGGCCAAGAACAUGCUGGACCCCAUUACCGGGCAGAAGCUGCUGGAGGCGCAGGCAGCCACAGGGGGCAUUGUGGACCUCCUCAGCCGGGAGCGCUACUCCGUACACAAGGCUGUGGAGAGGGGGCUGAUCGAAAACAGCUCAGUGAAGAAGCUGCUCAACGCCCAGAAGUGCUUCACCGGCAUCGAGGACCCCGUCACCAAGAAGAGGCUGUCGGUGGGCGAGGCCAUUCAGAAGGGCUGGAUGUCCCAGGAGAGCGUGCUCCCACACCUGCGAGUGCAGCACCUGACCGGAGGGCUCAUCGACCCCAAGAGGACGGGCCGCAUCCCCACGGCGCAGGCCGUGCUCUCCGGCAUGAUCAGUGAAGAGCUGGCCCAGCUCCUGCAGGACGAGGCCAGCUACGAGAAGGAUUUGACAGACCCCAUCUCCAAGGAGCGGCUGAGCUACAAGGAGGCCAUGGGGCGCUGCCGGAAGGACCCCCUGAGCGGCCUGCUGCUCCUCCCAGCCUCGCUGGAGGGGUACCACUGCUACCGCUCGGCCUCCCGCACGGUCCUGCGCUCCCUGCGCUGAUGGGGGCCAAAGCGGUCACAGGAGCGCGUGUGAGCGGGGAGGUAGGAUGCAUGCACCCCUGGCCCCAGAGCAGCCCAACCCGAGGGGGUGGGUCUUCCCUCUGUCUGACUGACUCCCGGUGUUGGGCUCUCUCCCCUGACCUGGAUGGAGAUGAGCAGCUCUGUUUUCCUCGCUCUUCCCUCAACCCAGUGCUUCCAAUAAACGAA
Molecule: messenger RNA, 7140 nt
Organism: Balaenoptera acutorostrata (minke whale)
Lineage: Eukaryota; Metazoa; Chordata; Mammalia; Artiodactyla; Balaenopteridae
Gene: EVPL
Product: envoplakin
Exons: 22
Coding region: 716-6934 (2072 amino acids)
Biological process (GO): wound healing; intermediate filament cytoskeleton organization
Cellular component (GO): membrane; cytoskeleton; cytoplasm
Molecular function (GO): cadherin binding; structural molecule activity
Source: RefSeq, a predicted model, not a curated record